UUUAUUAAUUCCUCAGGCUUUGCGCGGCCGAAGGCUGCAUAUAGCCUCCUAGCAAGUAUGUACUGAACCUAAACUACCAUAGCCUCCCUUCUGAUUUUUUUUUUUUUUUGAACCGCUGUCUCUUAUAUUAUUUCGCUUUCCAGUCUUCCAGUGCUCUCCACGAACCGGAGAACCUCUCGGACCACGGAGAGGUUGGGUUUCCAUGACUUCGCUCCAUCAAUCGGCCGGCCAUCCGCGCCGAACGCUCUACUUCUUCCCCCUAGUGCAUACGAGAUAUCUCAGUAUCUCGACCCCAUCGCCGUUCUCAUCGCCUGCCGGUAGGAGACCCAUUUCGGACAUUGAAAGAGAAAGUGCUCAACUGUCUCCCCUUCACUCCCGUCGUCCCCACACCCGCACGCAUUGCUCUCGAGGUGGCCAGCCCUCUGGAGGAAGCGAUUCAGCCGGACGUGCCCCGUUCGCAAUUGGAUUAACAGCACCGCCUGGGGCCUUGAUAGGUUGUCGUAAAGGAGUUUCGUGUGCUCUCCGGGAAGGGCGGCAUCGAUGUUUCGCGUCCUCUGACCCACGCGUGUGGACUCGAACUCUUCCUUCGCCUGCUUGUCCAGCCUCUCGCACACUCGCUGCCACGUCGCGGGGGCCAUUUGUCGCGGCGUAUAUUGUAGUGGGCGAAUGCCCCGUGGAGCCAAGCCCUCGAUUUAGGCAGACAUAAGAGAUAACGUAAUCCACAAGCGAACCGGCCACACAAGCGAACCGGCCACCUCCC
Messenger RNA from Aspergillus sclerotioniger CBS 115572, 760 nucleotides. RefSeq lists its product as uncharacterized. The coding region runs from base 203 to 706 and encodes 167 amino acids. The record is from RefSeq and is a predicted model, not a curated record. The transcript has a single exon. NCBI's taxonomy places the organism in Eukaryota, Fungi, Ascomycota, Eurotiomycetes, Eurotiales, Aspergillaceae.